AGAGGACCACGACCGCGACCCAACCAACUAGUCGAGGGCCGAGGCGUGAUUACGGGAUUCAGAGAAAUGGUGUCCCCCGAGUCUCAGGCGACCAUGGCCAAGCACGGCCUCCUCCGCAACAGGGCCUCCCUCUGCUUCGGCGACGGCUGCCUCUUCCUCGGCGGCGUCCUCAUGGCCCUCCUCCUCGUCUGGUCCUUCUCCUCCUUCUCCUUACCCCCCGCCACCCCCUCCCAGACCCUCGCCGCCUCCUCCUCCUCCUCCUCCGAGGCCCUGCCGGAAUGCGCCUCCGCCGCGACGCCGCCCCACCAGGACUCGGAGGAGAGCGGCAACUUCUACGACGACCCGGAGCUGAGCUACUCGUUCGGGAGGCCGGUGAGGGGCUGGGACGAGAAGCGGCUGGAGUGGCUGCGGCAGCACCCGUCGCUGGCGGCGGCCUCCUCCUCCGGCGGACGCGAGCGGGUCCUGCUGGUGACGGGGUCGCAGCCGGCGCCAUGCAAGAACAAGAUCGGCGACCACCUCCUCCUCCGCUUCUUCAAGAACAAGGUGGACUACUGCCGCCUCCACGGCUGCGACGUCUUCUACAACAACGCCCUCCUGCAGCCCCGGAUGUUCUCCUACUGGGCCAAGUACCCCGUCGUCCGCGCCGCCAUGGUCGCCCACCCGGAGGCCGAGUGGAUCUGGUGGGUCGACUCCGAUGCCCUCUUCAGCGACAUGGACUUCGAGCUCCCCCUCGAUCGGUACAAGGGCCACAACCUCGUCGUCCACGGUUGGCAACACCUGAUCUACGAGAAGAAGAGCUGGACGAGCAUCAACGCCGGCGUGUUCCUCAUCCGGAACUGCCAGUGGUCGAUGGACUUCAUGGACGUGUGGGCCGGGAUGGGCCCGCAGAGCCCGGAGUACGAGCGGUGGGGCCACGUCCUCCGCUCCACCUUGGCCGACAAGUUAUUCCCGGAGUCGGACGACCAGUCCGCGCUGGUCUACCUGCUGUUGACGCACAAGGACCGGUACGGCGACAAGAUCUACGUCGAGAGCGAGUACUACUUCGAGGGCUACUGGGAGGAGAUCGUGGGCACGCUGCCCAACAUCACCCGCGAGCACCACGACCUGGAGCGGCGGGGACCCCAGGCGCUGCGGCGGAGGCACGCGGAGAAGGCGAGCCGAUACUACGCGGCGCGGCGGGCGGAGGCCGAGGCGGAGGCGGCGCGGAGGCGGAGGCCGUUCGUGACCCACUUCACCGGGUGCCAGCCGUGCAGCGGGGACCACAACCAGAUGUACUCCGGCGAGUCGUGCUGGGACGGGAUGGUGAAGGCGCUGAACUUCGCGGACAACCAGGUACUCCGCCGGUACGGGUACGUCCGCCCGGAUCUCAUGGACUCCGACGCCGUGAAGCCCGUCCCGUUCGGUUAACCGGCACGCGGCGGCGGCGGCGGCGGCGGCG
This is a messenger RNA of Syzygium oleosum, 1438 nucleotides long. RefSeq names its product putative glycosyltransferase 7. NCBI's taxonomy places the organism in Eukaryota, Viridiplantae, Streptophyta, Magnoliopsida, Myrtales, Myrtaceae. The transcript has a single exon. Gene Ontology annotation, cellular component: trans-Golgi network; membrane; endosome. Bases 67 to 1407 code for a protein of 446 amino acids. Gene Ontology annotation, molecular function: galactosyltransferase activity. The record is from RefSeq and is a predicted model, not a curated record.